AUGCAAGCAGACAAAGUGAACGAAAGCGAUACUGAGAAGAGUAUGGACUCGUUUACACCGCACAUGCCGCCAGAGGUGCUGCAAAUGGUACUUCAUGAGCUGGAUUUCUUCGGUCGAGUCGAGAAGUGCCAUGUUGUCAGCAAGUCUGCAAGACCUGGCUGUUCCCAAGGUGAUAGCGACGACAAGGAGAAUAGUGGAGACCAUGAAUUCCCCCGUAGUUUGCUUCUGGUUUUCAAUCUAGAGGCCAGAGAGGGUGUAGUAGGACCGAGAAAUUACAUGAUCACAUCCACGCGCGUGAUAUGCCAGGAAAUUCCCCUCCUUCAGCCCUGGAUGAAUAGCGCUCCGGAAGCUAUCACAGUCCAUCCUAUGAUCAAGGAGCUGUCCGAAUACCUUCACAUCAUUUUCGGCUCCUUGAUUGAAGUCGGUAUCGAUAAACAGCAGCGGCAUCACAAAUAUUACAUACGCAACAACCUGAUGGCUGCGAUUGAAGCGUUCAAGAAGACAGCCGAAGAAAAAAACGUGUCAUGA
Bipolaris sorokiniana ND90Pr is the source of this 528-nucleotide messenger RNA. RefSeq lists its product as uncharacterized. The record is from RefSeq and is a predicted model, not a curated record. The coding region runs from base 1 to 528 and encodes 175 amino acids. Lineage: Eukaryota; Fungi; Ascomycota; Dothideomycetes; Pleosporales; Pleosporaceae. The transcript is spliced from 4 exons.